This is a messenger RNA of Diabrotica balteata, 285 nucleotides long. Lineage: Eukaryota; Metazoa; Arthropoda; Insecta; Coleoptera; Chrysomelidae. The record is from the annotation of a GenBank genome assembly.
AUGACAAAAACGAAGCUUGAAAUUGAUAAAGAUCAACUCACGUUAGAUAAAAAUUGUGCGAAUAUCACAUUUAAAAUCGAUGCUCUCAGAUUAGUGAAAGGUUCUGUUCCAUACGAAAUUUGGCUGGAGCAUACACGAAACACCAAGCAACUAGCCGAUAACGAACUAGCUGAUACCAUCAAACUUCAAGAAUCUCUUUUUGUGGUAAGAGAAAGAGUGCGCAACGACAUGUUAGCUCAAAGAGACCGAGUGGAUUUUAUCUUGCGUAAACCCAUCUACCCAUGA